Messenger RNA from Bipolaris sorokiniana ND90Pr, 2581 nucleotides. RefSeq lists its product as uncharacterized. Bases 15 to 2462 code for a protein of 815 amino acids. The transcript has 3 exons. The record is from RefSeq and is a predicted model, not a curated record. NCBI's taxonomy places the organism in Eukaryota, Fungi, Ascomycota, Dothideomycetes, Pleosporales, Pleosporaceae.
CAUGUUAUCCUUGAAUGAAAAUGGCCUCCCCAUCUACCGCCAAACCCGAUAAUCAACUAGAACCAAUCGAUGACGAACUUACCGAGCCUAAGCCUGUGCUCAUGUGCCAACAUGAGGUUACUUUCGGAAUGGAAAGCUGGAUUUUCCGUAACGGUCUCCUCUGCAAAAAGACUAGUGACGGCACCCGCUGGCUCCGCUUCAAGAGAGAUAAGCCGGACAGGCCAGGGACAUAUACCAGGAACCAAAGAACCCAUAGUCCCAAGGGGAGCCUAAUCAUUCACUCUGACGGUCAAGACCCUGUCCCAGGCACAUGCAAAGCGAUGAUCCAUCCCCCCAUAACCUCUGAAUUAGAGUAUCGUGGCGAAAAUGGAAGAGAAUACUGGGUUGUCACGAGUCUAGAAAAACUAAUUUCCGGAUCCACGGAUUGUGCUUUCUGUUCCAUUCUCCUCCAGGGAAUUAACGAGUUUGCAGACGACUGGAAACCCAAAUGGGAUGAAUUGCGGUGGAUUGAGAGUCAAUUCGUGCAACACAAGCGUUUAGUCGACGAAAUACCAGAACAAUUUCCAGAACAGCCGGUAGAUGCAGAAGUAAUGAUUGUGCAUAUUACGUUUGGGAAAGGAAAGAGUAAGCUAGAAGUUAGUUUGCAGGUGCCUCCCAUCUCACAUGCGGGCUUGGGGAGAAAAGAGAACGUUUUUCAGCUUGAUUUCUAUUCUGACCCUGAAAAUCCUAGCCCCUGGAAAGCUUUCCCUCCAUCCCCUCAUAUUUCCUCCUUUGUCCUUUCAUCUCCGACCCUCGAUCUAUUCAGAGAUUGGAUCAAUGAAUGCCUCCAAAAUCACAAAAUUUGCAAUACAAUUCCCAAUGCACGUCCUCCCAGCCGCCUACUCCGGAUAAAUCUCGCCCCUGCGCCCGAAUACAGUAUCCCUACUCUUCAACUUUUUUACACUUCCGCUACUGAACAAUACACUUAUGUUGCAGUCAGUCACUGCUGGUCACACACACGGCCGCUCAAAACCACGGCCGCUAAUUUGGCGGCUCACCUCGCCUCUGUUCCUUGGGACUCUCUCUCACCUGUCUUCCGCGACAGUGUGUUGCUCUGCAUCUGCCUAGGCUAUGACUGCAUAUGGAUAGACUCCCUAUGUAUCUUGCAAGGGGAUGCGGUCGACUUUGUAGCCGAGGCGCCACAUAUGGGUCACAUCUAUGCACAAGCAGCACUCGUCAUCGCCGCACAUGGCCCUGAACUAUUCUUCAACCGUUAUGGAACAAAGCAGAUUCUAUCACCAUCCUUACAGCCAACCAUUGAUCCCGGUACCCCUGUGUUUGUGCGGAUGAACCCGCAACACGAAAACCUUUUCAACCCGGCUCAUGAUACCAAGUCCUACUGGGGACGCGCGUGGUGUUUCCAGGAACGGCUGUUCGCGCAGCGGAUCCUACAUUUUGGGGGAGAUUACGAAGAGUCGUAUUUUGAAUGUGGCGAAAUGAUAGAUUGUGAAUGUCAGAGGGUCUUGCUACAGGAGAGAAUUGGAGGCCUUCAGAGCACGUGGUCUCAUUUAAAGACGCUGUUACCCAGGGCGUUGAGGGCGUUUGACGACGCUGUUGCUUCCUCGUCUCCUUCCACUUCAUCUCAGUCUGCAUCAACAACUGAAACUGCUUCUGAAUCUAAACCUGGCAAUGUUGGGGCAGUGCCAUCUAUGGCGGGAAGAGAAUACUUCGAGAAAACCCGGAACAACCUCUGGGAAGCAAAUGCCGCCCUCAUUGAAGAUUAUACUGCCAAAGGCCUCACAUACCCUACAGAUAUUCUACCGGCAUCCUCUAGUCUUGCAAAAUCCAUAAGCCCUAGAUUGGGGACAUACUACGCAGGACUCUGGUCACACAACUUUCUUCUUGGACUUCAAUGGGAGGCGUAUGAUACACGCAAGAGCUCACGUCACGCCACGGGAACCUAUCUGGCGCCCUCAUGGUCAUGGGCAAGUCGCAGUAGUGGCGUCGUGUGGUACUAUUACCCAGGAGCAAUCCCAACGUCACAGACACACGAACUCGCAGAGGUGCUGGAUGUUCAGUGUGAACUGGCCACGGACGACCCAUUUGGGCCAGUAAAAGCGGGCAAGAUGAGGAUUAGAGGAAGGACAACAGUUAUGUGGCUAGAUGAUGAAAAAGAAGAGAUACCACGUUAUGGGCCAGAUGGCAGGGUCCGGCUUCAUAAACCGGGGGCGGAGUGCUUUGUGGUGCUGGAUGCACAAGACGACUACGAAGAGUUAAGACUUAAUGAGGAGGUGAAGUGUUUGGAGAUUAUGAGGGACAGGAAAAGGACCCACGACGUGGUGUAUGCGUCGGGACUUGUAUUGAAGAGGGUGAAGUUGGAAGGGAGAGAGAAUAUAUGGAGAAGGAUCGGGUUUACAACCAUGACGACGGAGUGUUUUGAGGGACCGGAGACUGACGAGGCAGAAGAGCUAGUGAUUGUAUAGAACCAUGGCUGGACUAAGGUUUCUUCGAAAACUUGACCUAGUACAUGGUGCCCAGAUAAGAACCGAAGCCAUCGAUACGAUCUGCAAAGCCAAGGUGCUCAUGUAUAACUACCGAAGCC